Molecule: messenger RNA, 2273 nt
Organism: Epinephelus fuscoguttatus (brown-marbled grouper)
Lineage: Eukaryota; Metazoa; Chordata; Actinopteri; Perciformes; Serranidae
Gene: lg4h11orf16
Product: linkage group 4 C11orf16 homolog
Exons: 9
Coding region: 475-2229 (584 amino acids)
Source: RefSeq, a predicted model, not a curated record
UAAAGCUGUCAGUAAAACCAGAGGAGGCUCAGCAGAGAUCAGGUCUCACUCCUGUCUGUCAGGUUAAAGGAAGUAGAGAUCAGCUGACCUCUGACGGCACCAUAACAACCGUAACAUGACAGUAGUGUUUGGUAACGCUCCAGUCCCUCCAGUGGACAUGAAGAAGACUGACUGUGGGUCUGAACACGUCUCCAUGGAAACCAACAGCAACAGUGAGGCGAGGCUGUCGUCUGCAGCUGACUGAAGAGGAUUUGAGGGUCAGUGUAAAGGCUGUUUGUCUCCUCGCCUCAGCCUCAGCCUCAGCCUCAGCCUCAGCCUCAGCUUCAGCCUCACCUUCAGCUUCAGCCUCAGCUUCAGCCUCAGCCUCAGCCUCAGCCUCAGCUUCAGCUUCAGCCUCAGCCUCAGCCUCAGCCUGCAGUUACUCUGGAUUUUCAGAUGAUGUCAAACCCCUCUGAUACAGACUAAAGUGUGGGGAUGACGUCCAGACGGACGGCGGCCUGUCAGGCUGCACUGCUUCCUGUGUUUGUGGGUAAACUGAGGUGUAACGUCACGUUUGUGGUGGAGAGCUCAGAGAAGAUGAGAGCUGCUCUGGGGUCAGUGAAGCGGCUGCUGAUUCAGACACUGCUGAUGAAAGCUUCUCUCAGAGACUCUCUGUUCAACAUCCUGACCUUCUCAGAGAAGGUGACGAGCUGGUCCCACCACAUGCUCCCCUGUGCUCCGGACACCGUCUACACAUCUCUGUCCUGGAUCCACUCCAUCAGCUGUGGCCCCGGCAGAGACCUCCUGGCGGCCCUGAGCGUGGCCCUCUCUGACUCCGCCUGUCACUGCGUCCACCUGCUCUGCACCGACCUCCCCGACCAACCGCAGGCCGUCCUGGCAGCUCUGCCCGUCCUGUCAGCAGGGAGGCCCGUUAACGUCUUCUACCUGCAGGACUCAGGUGUUCACCUGGACAGACACACCUCAGACUACCUGCAGUGUCUGAGCCGUGCCACCAGGGGGAGCUGUUACAUGAUUCCUGUAGGUGUGAGUGGCGUGCUGGAGAAGGUGUUUCCUGUCGUGGAGAGUGAGUCAUCAGAGCCAGUCAGGUGUCUCUGCUCAUUAAAUCUACACAGCAUGUCGUCCCCUCUGCUCAGGUGCAGUCUGGGUAAUCCUUACAUGCUGUCUGGUCAAACACUGGGCGCUCCGGAGUUUUUCCCAGGAUGCCGAGUGCUGGCCAGGAGGGAGGUGGACGGUUUCUACUACGUAGGAACUGUGAUACAGGAAGUACAGGGCCGAGGAGGAGGAGGAGGAGGAGGAGGAGGAGGAGUUUGGGUCGUGGAGUUCGACCAUCCAGGAGGAGCUGGUUUGGGGGUCGUCUCCUCUCAGAAGCAGCUGGUUUGUUCUCUCGACAUGUUGAACCUCAGCAAACGUCACACACGCUGUCUGGUACCUGGUGAUGCUGUCCUGUCGCCAUGGGAACCAGAUCUGAGGAGAUACGGGCCGGGGAGAGUGAUGGCCGCCGCACAACGCAGAGAUGGUUUAGGAGUUGAUGGUUUAGGGAGCGUUCAGGUGCUGAUGUGGAACAGCUGUGUGUCUCUGGUCCCCUGCAGCCUGGUCUCGUCCAUCUCGUCCCCUCAACAUGACAGAAUCGUCAGAGAGCUCCACGUCAUGACCUUGGCCUCCGGACGGGGCAGCAGCUGGCUCUGUGCCCGCUCCUCCUCCUCCUCCUCCUGCUGUCAGCCUUCAUCCUGCUGCUCCGUCUCAAACCUCCCGCCAUGUUUCUGUCCACCCAGCUGUGCGUCCAGCUCUGGAGGACAGGACGGGCCUGAGAGGACGGAGGGAGACAAACAGCUGGACCUCAAAGAUACAGAUGUGAGGAGGAGCGACCCCGAGGUGCCCUCCUCCUCCUCCUCCUCCUCUUCGUCUCUCUGUGAAGGUGGGAGCAGAGCGGUGAAGCUGAGGAGUAAACAGCAGCGUCCUCCCUGGAGGUACUGGAGACGAACCGGUCCAGAGCCUCAGCACACACAGCCAGGCAGCACGGCGCAGAGGAGACCACCACAACCCGCCAGGUUCCCGUUCCCCGUUCCUCAGAUCAGCGCCUCGCCCAAUCACAGCUCUCUGUUUCAGUCACUUCCUGCUGCUAAAGGAAGACGAGCUGACAUCAGAGAUGUUUUAGGAACCAGCAGCUUCAAACCUCGACCGCCGGCUGGACUGCGACCAUUCUCUGGAGACGCCGCUGUUUACACAUGAUGUCAGAGUGCAGACAGGAAGUCUAGAAACUCCAGAAACUGGUA